CGACGUCAUUUCCGGGCGACGACCAGCCUGGGUUCCCCCCUUUUACUCUAAAGUCUGGAGAGAGAGAUGAGUGGCGAUGAUGAGCUGAAUCUCUUAGUCACUGUAGUUGACACAAAUCCAAUCUGGUGGGGAAAGCAGGCAUUGGCAGGAUCAGAGCUUACGUUGUCAAAAUGCCUUGAUGCAACCAUGGUGUUGGGGAACUCACACUUAUUUAUGAACCGCAACAACAAGCUUGCUGUUAUAGCCAGUCAUAUACAAGAAAGCCGUUUCCUGUACCCUGGAAAGCAUUGGGCAGCUCUUGAUCUCUUUGCUGAGGCUGGUGAAUCUAACAUCUCUGGUAGCAAGGAUGGAAAGUAUGAGUUACUAACAACUAUAAAUGAAACAAUUGCGGAGGAGAUAAAGGAUCUCAUGACUAAUACAGAAAUAAAAGGGCAACAGACGGAAACGUUACUGGCAGGAUCUCUCGCUAAAGCACUUUGCUAUAUUCACAGGGUGAGCAAAGCAGGAUCAGCCAGCCAGGAAAUUAAAUCCAGGAUAUUGGUCAUAAAAGCUGCUGAAGACAGUGCAUUGCAGUAUAUGAACUUUAUGAAUGUCAUCUUUGCAGCCCAGAAACAGAAUAUUUUGAUUGAUGCCUGCGUUUUGGAGUCCGAUUCGGGGCUCUUGCAGCAGGCUUGUGAUAUUACUGGUGGUAUUUACUUAAAAGUCCCGCAUAUGCCAUCACUUCUGCAGUAUUUGCUGUGGGUUUUUCUACCAGAUCAAGAUCAGAGAUCCCAGCUAAUCCUCCCGCCUCCUAUUCACGUUGACUACAGAGCGGCUUGCUUCUGCCACAGGAAUCUCAUUGAAAUCGGUUACGUCUGCUCCGUGUGUUUGUCAAUAUUCUGCAACUUCAGUCCAAUUUGCACCACUUGUGAGACUGCCUUCAAGAUUUCGCUGCCAGCGGUCAUGAAAGCUAAGAAAAAGAAAUUGAAACUAGCCAUAUAAGAACAUCAUUCAAGUCUGUUAUCUUCUGUGUGCAAUUUCCCAGUUCAGAUUGUAGCUGCGGUGUUUAUAGGAUGCCAGAAAAGAAGAGGCCUGUGUUCAAACAGAAAGAGAGCUAAACAUUUCAGAGCAACUGCAUAGAGUUGGAUGCCACCAGUCUAUUCCAGCAACAGAUGAUAGCACAAGCGUUAUAAAGUCAUGAUUAAACUGCAACUGCCUUAAAUCCACAACUGCAGCUAUUGGAGACGUGAAGACUGGAUCUUACAGCCCCAAGAGUGAGGUGUGACACUUCUCUAAGCGAACUUCCUUGGACCAACUUCUCUAUUUGGGACAAGUCAAACUAAGUAAUCACAUCUUCCUUCCAAAAAGAAAGCCCCAUUUAUUUAAAGAUUUUUUGUAAAGCAUGGAAACUUCAGGGCUCCUUUGGGCUGAUCCUACAGGGCCCCUCUUGACUUAAUGAAUGAAUGGAGAGAACAGCCCAGUUUAAAGAUUGCAGAAGCAUUGGGCUCUAGAUUGCUUUAAGCCAAGCUUUCAAUGAUGGUUAGCAAUGAUUCUUAAAAUCUUUUUGCUUUUCUUUUUUCAAAAGCAAUAGGUGCAUCUGCAUGGGGUGUAUUCUAGGCUCAUCCAAGCAGGUAGCUUGCUCAGCCAAAAUGUGUGCCAACACAAUGAAACAAGCCACAAGCCAAUCAUAUCCCUGUGAAAAAGCCUAAGAUGCUUCCCAACGCUCUGCUACUUACAUCUGCUUGAUCAUUUUAAAAUGGAGAAUCAGCUAUGCUCUUCCUUUCUAGACAUCAAUAAAAAUCCACCGUGUAACACAAAGUGGGCUGAAUCAGUUUGGAGGAUUGAGAGGAGUUCAGUCUUCCAUGCUGGCUUACACUGGCAAUCUUUUCUACUUGUGACUUAUCCUUUUUCUCGUUUGGAAAUGUUUGCUGUUUGGACAUGUUACUUGUUUAUCUGCAGUUUUCAAGCAGCAAGUUCUGAGAAUUUUAGUCCAAAGGUAAUAUUCCAAGUUCUGGGUUUUGCCAUCCACAAGGGAAGACCAGGCUCUGGUGUUCUCCGUUUCUGAAUAUCCAACAAGGAGCAUUUGCCAUGCGAUUUUACUUCCGUGAGUAUUUCACAUACUGAAAAUGCCAUUUCUGCUUGCCUGUACUUUUAAAAAUUGUGUCCGUGCUUCCUGACCCCAAAUCUAAAGAUUUAUGUCCUAUUUGAUGAUCCGGGAGAAGCCAGGGCUCUGUAGACUGUGUAAUUUAUUGACUGACUUGCGUGUUGUGUUGAAUCAUUAACAGUUUGCCAGAGAAAUGCUGUUGUGUUUUAACACUUUUUGUAACUUUUCCUGAAUAAAGUGUUCCUAAGAAAA
Sceloporus undulatus (fence lizard) is the source of this 2335-nucleotide messenger RNA. RefSeq names its product general transcription factor IIH subunit 3 (gene GTF2H3). Bases 67 to 981 code for a protein of 304 amino acids. Gene Ontology annotation, cellular component: transcription factor TFIIH holo complex; transcription factor TFIIH core complex. The record is from RefSeq and is a predicted model, not a curated record. NCBI's taxonomy places the organism in Eukaryota, Metazoa, Chordata, Lepidosauria, Squamata, Phrynosomatidae. The transcript is spliced from 13 exons. Gene Ontology annotation, biological process: regulation of DNA-templated transcription; nucleotide-excision repair.